GUGACACCAUGUAGAAACGAUAAUCGAUAGAGAAUGUGUAGCGAUUAUGAUAUAUCGAAUGGUUCGACUGAACUUGUUGCUAAUUGUAAGAAAUAUCCCGAGUCACGAAUGUACAUAAAGCCGCGAGACGAUAAAUGUCAAAUCGAAUUUUUUUAACGAAUGGACAACUAAUGCAAUUAAUCAUUACAAAGUACGUAAAGCAGAUUGGAGCUUCAAAAUGGAAAAAAAUUUAGAGAAAACGUUGGAUGAUAUAAAUAACACAGAAGGUAUUAUUGGUUGUAUUUUGGCUGAUCAUGCUGGACUAUGCUUAGGAGCUAAAGGAAAUGCAUCUACCGACAGUGCAGGAAUAAUUGCAGCUAUUGCAGAUCAAGUUACAAAAUUAGAGCCCAAAUCACCACCACCGGUCAUUUCUCUUCAAAAUGAUAGCAGGAAAUGCCUCAUACAACGUCAAGGUGCAGUAGUAGGUGCCAUUUAUAAGGAUAUUUCUAUGUAAAAUAAUUUUGUUAUUUAAAUGAAUACUACUGGUUAUAUGUAAAUUAAUUAACUAAUUUUGUUAAUUAUAUGUAAACUUGAAAUAAAUAAUUUUUUAUAUUC
Frieseomelitta varia is the source of this 594-nucleotide messenger RNA. RefSeq lists its product as uncharacterized. The transcript has 4 exons. Gene Ontology annotation, molecular function: guanyl-nucleotide exchange factor activity. The coding region runs from base 218 to 493 and encodes 91 amino acids. NCBI's taxonomy places the organism in Eukaryota, Metazoa, Arthropoda, Insecta, Hymenoptera, Apidae. The record is from RefSeq and is a predicted model, not a curated record. Gene Ontology annotation, cellular component: lysosome; cytoplasm; Ragulator complex. Gene Ontology annotation, biological process: positive regulation of TORC1 signaling; cellular response to amino acid stimulus.